UGAGCUCUAGGAAAAGCAGACAUGAUGAUACACCAUCCUUAACAAGAUCAUCAGCUGCGAGAGUGAAUCUUUACUUUUCAUCUGAAUGUCAUUCAAUGUUUCCAAAUACCGGACUGUCAAACCAUAAGGACAAAGAGAUUUAUACACAUUUGGAACAACUCGAAGGUAUACAAUGAUUUCCAGCUCAAACUGUUCCUCUACGGAUUCCUUAAUGUCCAGUUGUGCUCAAGAUGUUCUGUGCAACAUCAGUGUUGUGCUAAACCUUAGCCAUGAGGAGAUGGAUGAGUAUUGCCUCGACCAAGAUGAGUACCUGGAGAAACAUCUAGGUCCUCGACGUUCUCCCGUGUUUCUGCCCGUUUGCAUCACCUACCUGAUCAUCUUCCUAGUAGGGGCGGUGGGCAACGUUCUUACGUGCACCGUCAUUGCUCGCAACAAGGUCAUGAGGACACCCACCAACUUCUACUUGUUUAGUUUAGCUGUGUCUGACCUCCUCGUGCUUCUUCUGGGAAUGCCGUUGGAGCUCUACGAAAUGUGGAGUAACUAUCCGUUCCUUUUGGGUAAGGGCGGCUGCUACUUCAAAACCUUCCUGUUUGAGACUGUUUGCUUCGCAUCCAUCCUUAACGUAACAGCGUUGAGCGUGGAGCGCUACAUCGCUGUAGUUCACCCGUUCAGAGCCAAAUACGUUGUGACGUGCACUCACGCCAAGCGGGUGAUCUUGAGCGUGUGGAGCACGUCCAUGUUGUGUGCCGUUCCUAACACCAGCAUCCAUGGCAUGUUUACUCUUCCUCUUCCCAAAGGCAGAGGAACAGGUCACGUGGCCAAUUCUGCCACCUGCAUGCUGGUCAAGCCACGUUGGAUGUACAACCUGAUCAUCCAAAUUACAACACUUCUGUUUUUCCUGCUCCCCAUGCUGACCAUCAGCAUGCUGUAUCUGCUCAUUGGCAUCCAGCUGAAACGAGAGAAGAUGUUGCAGGUCAUGGAUGCAAAAGCCAGCCUGGGGCAAGACAGCUACUCGAAUGUGCGCAGUCAGCAGCAGAAAACACGACGCCAGCAGGUCACUAAAAUGCUGUUUGUACUAGUGGUCAUGUUUGGCAUCUGCUGGGCUCCGUUUCACACCGAUCGCCUGAUGUGGAGCUUCAUGGACCAGCGAUCCAGCGACCACAUGGAAAUCUUUCAGGUGUACGAGUAUGUUCACGUCAUUUCCGGGGUCUUUUUCUACCUUAGCUCGGCUGUCAAUCCCAUCCUGUACAACCUGAUGUCCACCCGCUUCAGGGAGAUGUUUAAAGAGGUGAUGUGUCGUCGUAAAUGGCAUCCAGCCCCGAGGAAACGCUCUCUGAGCAUGACCAGGGUCACUAUGCGCAGCACCGUCAGUGAGAUCCCACCCUGUAAUGGCACAGUUGCUACAGACGGAGAAGACUAAAAUGUAUAUGAAUGCCAGGAAAAUAAGACCACCUCAUCCUAAGAAAACAACAUGAACUUUGAUUGUAUUGUAUUAAGCACUCAUUGCGUUCUCAGUUAAGCUUCUGUAUGCUAAAAGCUGCAAUUCGUAACCUUUGUCUCUCUAUCGUGAUCUAUGUUUGAAACAAUUGUUGGUUCUUUUAUGUACUUAUCUUUGUCUGUUGAAGUCAGCUAACAUCAAACUGACAUUUCCAGAGAAACGUACCAAACUCACCGCUGUGAAAAGGCUGGUGUAGGAAUGACAUAUUUUUGUAGGCAAACCCGGAAGUUAGCUGCACACUAGGUUCUUCGACCGAAAGUGGACGGAUUUUCCCCAUAGACUUCUGAAAGAUCACAAAAAAAUAAGAUCUGUAAUUAACAAAGGUUUAUGAUACUUACACGUUUUGUCUAUCAAGAUCAUCUUUACAAAUUAACGAAGUAUUUGCUAUUUUUGAUUCUACGGUCGCUCGAUAUCAACAUCAGCACCACCAAGCCUCUGACAAACUUUAUUAAAAACCUUUUAUUAUUCCCUAGUAAGUAGGGAUGCAAGAUAGGAUUUUUUUUGGCCGAUACGAUACCGAUUUUAACAAACAACUAUCGUCCGAUACCGAUAAUGAUAUUGGUCAAAUGCAUAGUACUUUACAAUACUAGCUAGCUUUAUUUCUGCAUUAAAUUAAUUUGACUGAACAUGAAUUGGAUCCAUUUAAAAUUUUAAGAGAGGCACAAGUUAAGAUAAAAAUACAAUAAGAUGUGUAAUAAUGUGUAAUGGCUAUAGGCUGUCAGUGUAUGGUUCUUCAACCUCUCCAUGGUAACAGCGACUUCUCUGAUUUGUGGAUUUCUACAGAACACGACUGUUGUAUUGUAUUGACCUACUGCUAUUCAAACCUCUUGUUUGACUAUUUAAAGCUUCUUAUUUUAUUUUAUAUAUCUAUAUAUUUCAUAAAAGUCACAUCCGGUGGCAAUAGAACCUAAUUUACCAUUUAAUGUACUGCCACCGUGGUAGGUCUACAUGUCAUGGUAUGUCAUAAUAACCAUGGCUGGGUUUCCCGAAACCUUCGUAUCACAACGUCGUUCAUAAGAAGAUAUCGCUACCACUCUUAAGGUAUAACUUAAGAAUGACGUAGCGUUAAGGUUUCGGGAAACCCAGCCCAUGACAUUAAAAUUAAA
Molecule: messenger RNA, 2604 nt
Organism: Triplophysa rosa
Lineage: Eukaryota; Metazoa; Chordata; Actinopteri; Cypriniformes; Nemacheilidae
Gene: nmur1a
Product: neuromedin U receptor 1a
Exons: 4
Coding region: 173-1420 (415 amino acids)
Biological process (GO): G protein-coupled receptor signaling pathway
Cellular component (GO): plasma membrane
Molecular function (GO): neuromedin U receptor activity
Source: RefSeq, a predicted model, not a curated record